This is a messenger RNA of Protobothrops mucrosquamatus (brown spotted pit viper), 1930 nucleotides long. Its product is annotated as TGF-beta receptor type-1. The coding region runs from base 110 to 1438 and encodes 442 amino acids. Gene Ontology annotation, biological process: transforming growth factor beta receptor signaling pathway; activin receptor signaling pathway; nervous system development. Gene Ontology annotation, molecular function: SMAD binding; activin binding; transforming growth factor beta receptor activity, type I. Gene Ontology annotation, cellular component: activin receptor complex; plasma membrane. Lineage: Eukaryota; Metazoa; Chordata; Lepidosauria; Squamata; Viperidae. The transcript has 8 exons. The record is from RefSeq and is a predicted model, not a curated record.
CUUGCAAUGUUUUUGUCUUCACUGUACGAAAGAGAAUUUUACAUGCACAACAGAUGGGCUCUGCAUUACUUCAGUAAUACAGAAUAGAAACCAUAUCAUACGCAAUAGCAUGUGCCUUGCAGAAAUUGAUCUAUUUCCCAGAGACAGGCCAUUUGUUUGUGCUGUUUCAACAAGUAAAGGAGUAAUUACAGUGCCUCAUUGCUGCGAUAAAGACUUCUGCAAUAAAAUAGAUCUUCCGAUUCCAACACCAGUCUUAGGUCCUGUACCAGGGAAGUUUUCUUCCACUCUGGGACCAGUGGAAUUGGCUGCUGUCAUUGGUGUGCCAGUUUGUUUUGUUUGCAUUUCACUUAUGUUGAUUGUUUAUAUCUGCCAUAAUCGCACUGUCAUACACCAUAGAGUUCCAAGUGAAGAAGAGCCUUCAAUAGACCGUCCAUUUAUAUCUGAAGGAACUACUUUAAAAGAUUUAAUUUAUGAUAUGACCACUUCAGGAUCAGGAUCAGGUUUGCCAUUACUUGUUCAAAGAACAAUUGCAAGAACAAUUGUACUACAAGAAAGUAUUGGAAAAGGUCGAUUUGGAGAAGUCUGGCGAGGAAAUUGGAGAGGAGAAGAAGUUGCGGUAAAAAUAUUCUCUUCAAGAGAAGAACGCUCAUGGUUUCGUGAAGCUGAAAUCUAUCAAACAGUAAUGUUACGUCAUGAAAAUAUUCUUGGAUUUAUAGCUGCAGACAACAAAGAUAAUGGUACAUGGACACAACUCUGGCUAGUGUCAGAUUAUCAUGAGCAUGGCUCUCUUUUUGAUUAUCUGAACAGGCAUACUGUUACUGUAGAGGGAAUGAUAAAACUGGCAUUGUCAACUGCCAGUGGACUUGCACAUCUUCACAUGGAGAUUGUUGGCACACAAGGUAAACCAGCUAUAGCUCAUAGAGACUUGAAAUCAAAAAAUAUAUUAGUAAACAAAAAUGGAACAUGUUGCAUUGCAGAUUUAGGGCUGGGAGUGAGACACGAUUCAGCUACAGAUACAAUAGAUAUUGCACCAAAUCACAGAGUGGGAACAAAGAGGUACAUGGCUCCUGAGGUACUUGAUGAUUCCAUAAACAUGAAACAUUUUGAAUCUUUCAAAAGAGCAGAUAUUUAUGCAAUGGGACUAGUUUUUUUUGAAAUAGCUCAUCGAUGUUCAGUUGGUGGAAUCCAUGAAGAUUAUCAGUUACCAUAUUAUGAGCUUGUCCCUUCUGAUCCUUCAGUAGAGGAAAUGAGGAGAAUUGUUUGUGAACAGAAGUUACGACCCAGUAUUCCAAAUAGAUGGCAAAGCUGUGAGGCAUUACGUGUAAUGGCCAAGAUUAUGAGAGAAUGCUGGUAUGCCAAUGGUGCAGCUAGACUAACAGCUUUACGCAUAAAGAAAACUAUGUCACAACUCAGUGAGCAAGAAGGAAUAAAAAUGUGAUUUUGAAAAUAAUAUUCAAGAAAACAUUUGAAAAUCAAUAUGUGCACCUGGCUUGUAUAUUAAGAACUUUUCUACCUCACCAAGGGAACAGAAAAAUAUUGCUGUCUUUUAUACAGGAUAGGAUAAUCAGUUAUUAGUCCAGGAUUUAUAUAGAUGCAGUUAACAGUUGUAUAGGUUCUCAAUUAUUUUUUGAAGGUCAUAUUGGUCUCUGUUAUGUUGAAAACACAAAGAACAAGCUUGAGAGUGAAACUUGUGCAUGCUGUGCAUGGCACUGAAGGACAGUAUGAAAGAUAUGUUCAUGAUGGUACACUGUAUAUUGUCAAAUUGAUUGGUUUUGUUAUUAAGACACUAUUAUUGAAUACCUUUCAUUGAAACUUAUAUAGGUGACCUCAUUUCAUCUGGAAUAUACAUACACAAUUUAUGCAAUACUUUGUAUUAUAUGUCUGUCUUUUACAUCAAAUAAUUACUUGCCUUUAAAACCAUUGUACUGUA